GUGCGUUUCAGCUUGGCAUCCCGGGGGGAAACCCCACCCCCUGGUGAUGGCGGUCCGAUCCAUGGCUGCACUGGCAGUGAUCUCCAUAUGUCUGGUAGUACCCACGGUUGCAGAGGAGACUCCCGGCUGUCGACUCUGCCAUGCGGUUGCUGCCAGUACCGCUGCAGAGGAGCAACAGGGACAUCAACUUCUUCAAGUGACAUCCAGGGAGUUGCGCAUGCAGGGGGUGCAGGACCCUUCUGCAGUGCCGCUUAUAGUAGGCUCGCCAACCAGUUCUACCACCAGCACAAGCACCACUCUCACGACAAGCAGUAGCGACAUGUGGAACUACUUUUGGACAACUACGAUGACAGAGGUUUAUGGAAUGUCCCCCGACCUACAGAAACUUGUGGCAGAUGAGACCCGCAAAAUCGCGGAGCAGGUCGCCAACGAAACGGCAUCUGCGGCCGCGAAGGAGGUCGCCGAGGCGGUGGCCAACGACACGGCCUCCUCUGCCAGCGAGGCCAUCGCGGCCAACGUGUCCAGCACCGUAAUGAACCUGUCCGCGGAGGUGCAGGCCCUGGCCAAUGGCAGCAACGUCACCACCACCUUCGCUUGGGAGGACGACCAGGACCUGACCAUUCCCCCAUUCCACCAGCAGGACGACCAGGGCCUGACCAUUCCCCCAGUCCACCAGCAGACUUCUUCGACAUCGACUACUAGCAAGGGUCUCGAUGAUGAAGCAAUGAAGGUGGCGUAUGAAGUGGCAGCGGCAGCAGCAGCAUUAAACAAUACAUCCAUCAGUGACAUCUCGUCAACACGCGUCCCGUCUCCAGACACAACCACACCGUUGGCAGCCGCAGCAACGCCCAGCCCAACAACUUCCACCACUUCCGCGGCCAAGGCCGCACCAGCCAUCGAAGCCACUGCAAGCGAUGCGCCAGCACCCUCAGCUCCGGCUUCUGCUGCCGCAACCACGACGGCGGUUGCAACAGAGGCAGAUGUGCCGACAGCUCCGCCGGCAAAUCCAGCACCUACAACGGCAGCGGCAGCGACAGCUGAGGCAGCAACAGCUGAGGCAACGACAGCUGCGGCAAUGACAGCGGCAGCGCCGACAGCGGCAGGAACUACAAUGGCUGCGCCGACAACUUCAGCAGUUGUAGCAUCGACAACGGCAGCACCAAUGACAUUUGCCGCGACGACAAUGGCAGAGCUGACAGCGGCAGGAACGACAGCGGCAGGAACGACAACGGCAGCGCCGACAACAGCAGCAGCUGCAGCAUCGACAACUGCAGCACCAACCACUGCUGCAGCAACGACAACGGCAGCAGCUGCAGCAUCGACAACGGCAGCACCAACGACUGCUGCGGCAACGACAACGGCAGCAGCUGCAGCGUCGACAACGGCCGCACCAACGACAGCUGCAGCAACAACAACAACGGCAGCGUCGACUGCGGCAGGAACGACAACGGCAGCACCGACAACUGCAGCAGCCGCAGCAUCGACUACGGCAGCACCAACGACUGCAGCAACUACAAUGGCAGGAACGACAAUGGCAGCACCGACAACGACAGCAGCCGCAGCAUCGACUACGGCAGCACCAACAACAGCUGCAGCAACGACAACAGUAGCGCCGACGGAUGCAGCGACAGAUGCCACACCGACGGCAAUCACUACCAUCGCCGCAACAUCCACUACCACCCCUUCCAUGACUACCACAACUACCACCACCACAACCAUCACAACUACCACAACUACCACCACUACAACAACUACCACGACCACCACCACUACCACCACCACCACAACGACCGUGGCCGAAGCCCUUCUGCAGCAGGGCAAGCACAACACAAACUUGCAGUUUAUUCACAUCCCCUGCACAUUUGGCCACACGGUCGAAGAAGCUGGUGCUGGCGGGCUUUUGGCUGCCAUUGCGCAUGUGGAGAAGGAGGGGGGCAUCUCCUGGGCGGAGCUCCAUCCCGGCCUUCAGGGCGUCUCUGAGAUCACAGGCUGCAACCUGUUUUACACGCCCCCCAAGUACUGGCCCAGUGAGAUUGCCGAGAAGACUCUGCGGAAUCAGACGCUUUUCUCCUUGCUGAGGGAUCCUUAUGAUCGCAUGGCCAACGAGUUCCGCAUGCAGGUCGGAUACAUAGACUCCGCCUUUUUGGGCAUAACCCGGGCUGACGUCUCUGCACGAGAAGGAAAUUUGGAGCGAGAAGGGGAAGAGUAUCAGCGCUUCUACCGAGAAUGCGACGUCAACGGCUACCUGCAAGCAGAGUUGCGGAAGUAUCUGGCCGGGGACCGCUUCAGGGACAAUUGCCAUCUCUUGCCGUCGUCAGAGUUUGCAUCAACUCCGUAUGGGCCGAUUGAGUGGAUUGAUGAGCGCUUCAUCCCUGAAAGCUUCAAUCAAUAUAUGGAGUCCCACAAUGCCCAGCCCCGCAUGGGCAGCACGAUGCACAAUAUUUGGUGCAACGAUGUCUCUGCCUACUCUCUGAAUGAGGAGACAAAGCAGCUCAUCAGACAGGUUUACGCAGCAGACUUUGACCUGAUCUGCAAAACCUUCGGCCACUGCGACAAAGAGGAGAUGUUCUGUCACGAGAACAUUGAAAGCAUGUGUGGCUCAAAGCCGUGAGAGCUCGAAGAAGCUCCAGGAAUUGUUUGCACAGCAUUUUCCAGGUGCGAGAAGCGUCACAGGCCGUUUGGCUGUACCGUUUUUGUGGCCGUGCACAAGAGAGAUACGCACAGGGCAAAGCGCAUUGCAACAUGCAAUGCCUGAGCCGAACGACUUUCGGAUGGGAGUGGUGCUCAAGUCACUAGCUUGGGCUUGCCUGCUAUUGUCGAGGA
Effrenium voratum is the source of this 2823-nucleotide messenger RNA. NCBI's taxonomy places the organism in Eukaryota, Dinophyceae, Suessiales, Symbiodiniaceae. The record is from the annotation of a GenBank genome assembly.